Messenger RNA from Carassius gibelio (silver crucian carp), 568 nucleotides. RefSeq names its product transcobalamin beta b (gene tcnbb). Gene Ontology annotation, biological process: cobalamin transport. The record is from RefSeq and is a predicted model, not a curated record. NCBI's taxonomy places the organism in Eukaryota, Metazoa, Chordata, Actinopteri, Cypriniformes, Cyprinidae. The transcript is spliced from 4 exons. Bases 68 to 487 code for a protein of 139 amino acids. Gene Ontology annotation, molecular function: cobalamin binding.
AAAAAAUAAACAUAAAUAGGUUGUGUGGUUGUGAGAGACAUUCAGACACACUGAGCAGUCUGAUAGAAUGGCUCUGACAGCAAUUACCCUUCUGUGCUUUGCAGCUUUGCUGCCUUUCCCAGGACUGGGGGGAAGUGAGGAGCACUCAGGAAAGCAGGGACCAAUCCCCAUUAAGGUGACUGUCAUUAAUAAAUUUAAUAACACAAACAUCUCCUACUCCACUACUGCGCCAGUGGGAAUGCCGAUAUUUGGGAUCUUAAAUCAGCUACAUGACAAGAACAAUUUCAACUUCACAUACACUAUUAGCAAAAGCUACGGCAUAUUUCUGGAGAGUGUGAAUGGACUGGCUGGAUCUACUGAAAGACACACAUACUGGGAGCUUCUGUCGAAGAAAGGAAACUCUAUAACCCAACUGAACGUGGGAAUUGGCUGCUACCAACCCAAGAAAAAUGAGAAUUUCAUCAUGAAUUUUACCACUUGGGACUAAAAGGAGAUUUGUUUUCUGCGAUCACAUCUAUGGUUAUAAAUGAGAUCUCUCUCUCUGAUGCUGAUUCAACUCUGAUUCAAC